AAACCAGGGGGAGUAUUAUAUGCACGCCAAUCUUUUUCCUUCGAUCAUGUUUUUAUCCCACUAGGUUGUUUUUACAAGGUUUUUAACGAGGCAAUAUACCAAUACAUAUAAUAUAAUAUUGUUUUAUUCUUUUUUUUUUUUUUUUUUCUCUAGCUAUGGUUUUUAUCUCGUAGGAUUUUAUCUAGCAAGGUUUUUAAUGAGACAACUCAUAGAAUUUUACCUAACAAGGUUUUUAAUGAGGCCACCCAUAACCCAUUUCAUCUUAACAGUUAAGGGGUAUUGAAGAGCAUGCCACUAUAAUUUCACCCCAUGUUCUUUCACUUUCUCAUUACGGAUUAGAACUUUUUAUCGGUAAAAGAUUUUUAACAAAAAUAAAUUUUUUUUAGAUCAUCGGCUGGCCUAAAAGCUGGUUUAUUUACCGAAUUGCAAUGUAACAAAAAUAUCAGUGUUAAGAUUACAAUUUCCCCUUCGAUCACUAUAAUUUUAAAGUGAAAGAUCAAAGAUGUUGCAGAUACAACCCAGACGACGAUGAACACAUACUCCAUAAUAGCGGCAACAUUGCUGCUGCUUCUCUUAUCACUUCAUACAACUUCAUCCCACAUUGUUCACUCAGAUGAGAUCCAAGAGAUUGACCAUGAUCGAUCUAUCAUUUCUUCUUCUUCUUCCGGUUAUUAUUUCGAUCAUGCUUCUUCUGUUGUUCGUCGAUCGUUAGACCCACGAUCCGUUGAUGAUAUUAAUCGGUGGGGCGAUUCUGCGAGGCCAUUUGAUGGUGGGUUGGCUUAUGAUACUCAGGGAACCAUGGUUGCAUUUGGUUCAGAUGAUGUGCCUGUGGAUGAGGAGUUAAGAAGGAAGUUGAUAAAAGCAAAUGGCAUUGAAGAUGCUCUUUUGUUAAAACUAGGAUCCAACUUUUCGCCCCUGAGGGAUGGUUGGGGAGGCUGGUUUGAUGCAAAGAGUGACUUUUUGAGGAAAGAUAAGAUGUUUAAGUCCAAAUUGGAAGUGUUAAAUACAAUGAGCCAUCCACUUCUUCAGGAUCCAGAUGGGUUUGGAGUUACUGGACUUACAAGAGGAGAUAAGAUUGUGAAAAAAGGGUUGUUUCAGCAGAUGAAGAAAGCUCCCAUACUUAUAAAGAAGUCCUUUGGGUUUUCAGAUGUUAGGUCCGAUGAGGCUAUUGACCAUCAGGCCAAGGAACGUGGUGGUAUGAAUCGUAAAAGUUUGGACAGAGGUAUUGAAGGAGAGAGAUUUGGUUUUGAUAAAAAUCUUGAAGUAAAGAAAAAUGAGUUUAGAACUCUGGGUGAUAAUAAAAUUGGGUUAGGUGAUCAUGCUAUGAAAGGAGUAUAUGACCGAUCCUUGAGAAAAAAUGCAGAAGAUUAUGAUUCUUCAUUGGGUAAAGAUGGUGAAGGAGAAGCCCAAAAGGUUGCAACACUGAACGAGAUUGAGUCUUCAGGCUCCAUGUUUUCUGGUGGAAGAAGAUGGGGAUAUUUCCCCGGACUGCAUCCGAAUCUAUCCUUUUCAAAUUUUAUGAAUUCCUAUUUCAGAAAAUAUAAGUGUUCUAUCAGGGUGUUUAUGGUGUGGAAUUCGCCCCCUUGGAUGUAUACCGUAAGACACCAGAGAGGCCUUGAAAGUGUGCUUUUUCACCAUCCAGAUGCCUGUAUUGUUGUAUUUUCAGAGACAAUUGAACUUGAUUUCUUCAAAGAGUUUCUGAAAGAUGGUUUCAAAAUCGCGGUUACUAUGCCAAACUUGGAAGAACUUCUGAAAGAUACACCUACAAGCAUAUUUGCUUCUGUCUGGCAUGAAUGGAGGACUACACGAUUUUAUUCUACUCAUUAUAGUGAACUCAUUCGACUUGCUGCACUAUACAAGUAUGGGGGCAUAUAUCUGGAUUGUGACAUUGUAGUACUUAAGCCAAUAUAUGGGUUUAGGAAUUCAGUUGGAAUGGAGGAACUGGUUCCUGGGAGUCCUCUGAAUGGUGCUGUCAUGGCUUUUACUAAGCACAGUUUAUUUAUCAGGCAAUGCAUGUUGGAGUUCUUUUCCUCAUAUGAUGACACCUUGUUGAGAUGGAAUGGUGCUGAUUUAUUAACUAGAGUGGCUGGAAAAUUCUCUCUCAAAGCAGAUAAUUUGAAGAAAAAGCAGAUGCUGCAAGUGCAGUUAGCAUCGAACUUCUUUCCUAUUAGUUCACAUGAUAUUCAGAGAUACUUCAUCACUCCAGUGACGGAUGAUGAAAACGCUCAUCAGCAUGCUCUGCUUAGAAAGAUCCUCAAUGAGUCAUAUACUUUUCAUUUCUGGAACAGCUUAACUUCUGCUCUAGUUCCGGAACCAUAUAGUAUGGUAGCAAAGAUAAUGAACAAGUUUUGUAUACGCUGCUUGGAUAUGCUAUGAAAAUUCAUUGCUCCAAGUUUUGAGCUUAAUACAAUUUUGAGCUUUAAACCUCAAA
Messenger RNA from Chenopodium quinoa (quinoa), 2431 nucleotides. RefSeq lists its product as uncharacterized. Lineage: Eukaryota; Viridiplantae; Streptophyta; Magnoliopsida; Caryophyllales; Amaranthaceae. The transcript has 6 exons. The record is from RefSeq and is a predicted model, not a curated record. Bases 529 to 2376 code for a protein of 615 amino acids.